Molecule: messenger RNA, 2442 nt
Organism: Folsomia candida
Lineage: Eukaryota; Metazoa; Arthropoda; Collembola; Entomobryomorpha; Isotomidae
Exons: 13
Coding region: 1320-2117 (265 amino acids)
Source: RefSeq, a predicted model, not a curated record
AGGAGUCUUACAAGUUUUAUAAUCACUGUGUGUGUCUACUUGACUCGCAACUUUAACCAGAGAAAUAUAUCUACCAAUUGUUUCCUAUUAUCAGAAAUAAAAGAUUUCGAUAUUCAAAUUUCGACUCGUAAAAUCAAGACCCCAGUACAGUAAACCGCGAAAAUCUGCGUUUUAAUUAACUCAGCUGCAGAUUAUUUUCACUGUCUUGAUUAAACAAGUUAAUUAAAAUGGAAAAUGACGGCACUUCCCCAUCAUUUGUUGAGUCCAACCCAACUUCUGAUUGUGUUGACAAUCGAGAAUCGGAAGUUAGGAACCGGAAGCUAAGAUCGGAGAUGUUUACCCAUUUUUGUUUAACGCCGAGCGGACCACAAUAUUCAUGUAAAUAUUGCUCAGAUUUGUAUAAAAACAGUGCAGGGGUCACCUCAAAUAUGAAGAGGCACAUGGAAUCGAAUCACCCGUCAGAAAUACAAGAAUCAAAGAGCCGAGAUUCAACAAACGACCUCUUAAUUCUUCUGCUCCUAACCAACCUGUCACUCAAGAACGGCUGGUCAAUGCCCUGACAGAAUUUGUGCUGGAAACGGACCAAGCGUUCAUUAUUGUGGAGGAGCCGUCCUUUCGACGACUUUUGGGAUUGUUGAACCCGGACAUACAAAUUCCUGGUCGAACAACAAUGCGUUCCGAAAUUUCCAUUAGGUACCAAACGGAAAAAGAGCAGCUCACUGCCAAACUGCAGGAGAUUCCAGGGAAACUUUCAUUUAUCCUGGAUUGUCGGACUUCUUCCAAUCAAUAUGCAUUCCAAGGUGUAAUCGUUCAAGGAAUAACAAGGGAAUGGGAACUCUUAUCGUUGCCCCUUGAUUUAACCAUUCUUAAUGGAUCUCAUACCGGAGAAAACUUGGCGACCCAACUUAUCAAAGUCCUGGAAGAUUUUAACUUAAUAGAUAGGGUGCACUCCAUCACAAGCGACAAUGCCUCCAACAUGACAACUUUUUUCUCCCAUUUUAAGAGACUUAUGCUGAAGAAGAAUGUUGACUUCAACAUUGAUGAUUUUCGCGUUCGCUGUUUGGCACAUAUCCUAAAUCUGGUCUGUCAGGUGGCUUUGGAUAGUUUACGGGAUAUGUCGGAGGUUGAACCAAAUAUUUAUGAUCUCGACCCUAAAUCAGAUGGGGAAAUGGUGCCUGUUCUAACGAAGCUUGACAAGUGCGUCUGAUUCGUUCGAGCUUCACCUCAGCAGAGGGAACAAUUCAGAAGUCAGAAUUUUUGGACUAGCGGAAAAGGAAUUGCUUUUGGAUAUUCGGACGAGAUGGAACUCUACACUUUUAAUGAUGGAGAGGGCAUUAGAAUACCAGAAGCCGCUGGAGUGCACCCUUCGGAUGGAGUCCAACUUAAUUGGCUGGAUUCUUACUCCGGAACAGUGGAAAAUGGUAUCCAAUAUGAUAUAUUUCUUACAGCCCUUCAAGGAUAUGACGGAGCUUAUGUCGAAGCAGGAUUUCCCCACAAUCUCCUUUUACUCAUUGGUUUACUCUAAAAUCUUCUCACAAUACGGGGUAGACGCAAAACGGAAGUUGAAAGCCAUUGACCCAAAAACCGGAAGAACAUUUCCUACGUGGCUCCGAAACGCGGCAAAAGAAGCCAAUGAUAAACUGGAGAGAUACUAUCCAUCAUCGAAAGGACUUAUGUAUAUUGCUGGAACUGUGCUGGACCCUCGAUUGACAUUACAAAGUAUUGGCAGUCCUUCUACGCUCGUGAGCCGGAGGACAACCCAGAACCGUUUGAAGAAUUCGAGGACAACGAUUUGUUUUUGCAAUUUCAGACGCCAAAAUAUCAAUGAUAACGAGAUUACUCGAUACCUCUCGCAACCAACGCGCAACGGUAAGCCCGAACGCACUGGACAAUGGUGCAUUAGGAUGGUGGAAGAACCACGAAUCAGACUACCCAACACUCUCAAAAAUGGCGAGGGACUUUCUGACGGCGGCAGGUGCAGGAGUCCCUGUGGAGCGUUUAUUUUCCUCAGGAUCAACGCUAUUAACUCCAAAAAGGCAAAAAAUGUCGCCGUCAACAAUCCAAGAGUGUAUUUGUACGAGGGGUUGGAUAAAGGCAAAUUAUCAAGAACGUUUUAAACAGGAUCUUUGUGUCGCGGUAGCUGAUAAAAUGAAAGGAGAUAAUAUUUAGAUAAAAUUUGUUGCAACAUCCUUUUCACAUAAAUAUGUAUGCUGAUUGUACAGUUAAGCAAUUGGUCAGGGAUUUGAGUUACAUUCAUUUGCAAUUUGAUUAAAAGUCAAGGAGGGUGUUUGCUUUGUCUGAAACAUACUAGUUUAGACCAACUUGAAGUAUAAAUGUUUUGUAUAAAUUAAUUGCAAUAAAAAAUUUGGCAUCAUUAGUCGAUUAAAUUGUUAAUAUAUUAAAGGUCCAAUGUUUUAACUAGCCAUGUUAAAUUACAAAUUA